Messenger RNA from Paracoccidioides brasiliensis Pb18, 2202 nucleotides. RefSeq lists its product as uncharacterized. The coding region runs from base 1 to 2202 and encodes 733 amino acids. Gene Ontology annotation, cellular component: post-mRNA release spliceosomal complex. The transcript has a single exon. The record is from RefSeq and is a predicted model, not a curated record. Gene Ontology annotation, biological process: mRNA splicing, via spliceosome.
AUGACUUUGGAAGAUUUCGAAAAAGAACUGGCUGCGAGUCAGAAGGAAAGAGAGCGUGAGAAAACUAGAGAAAAGUAUCGAGAGAGAGAUCGGGAUUCGGACAAACACAGGCACAGAGAUGAGGAGAGAGUCGGGGAGAGAGACAGGAAAUAUAGGCAUUCCUCCAGUCACCAUAGCCGCGACCGCCACCACCAUCACUCCUCCCGACACAGCAAUUCCAACCUCGACGAUGAAGACAGACGCAGACACAAGCGCUCACGCCAUUCCAGCAGCAACGGCAAUGAGGAUCGCGAGCACUCCCACAAACGCAGAUCUAGGCGGGAGGAGGAGAGCAGAGGCGGUAGCAAGGAUGAAAUACCUGACCCUACAGAAUCGAACACAACUCCGCCACCAAUUCAAAAAGAAGAGCCUACGGGACUAACACGGGAUUCAUGGAUGGAAGCGCCCUCCGCUCUGGAUAUUGACUACGUUCAACGUCCCAAACCCGAACAGCAGGAACCUCCCGCUUCCCGGAUGCUGCAAGCGGACUUUGGGUUAAAGUUGCAUAAGAGAGAGUUAAAUCGUCAUUUACAUGAUAUUCAUGAGGAGGAGGAGGAGUUGGAGCCAGAACCAGAACCUGAUACCAAGGGACUAGAGGAACCGGUAAAACACGAGGUGGAUUAUACAUUUGGUGAUGCGGGCUCUCAAUGGCGCAUGACAAAGCUGAAGGCCGUUUAUAGACAGGCGGAGGAAACGGGAGCUAAGGUUGAAGAUAUCGCCAUUGAACGGUUUGGGGACCUACGUUCCUUCGAUGAUGCGAGGGAGGAGGAGAUUGAACUGGAAAGGAGGCAAACAUAUGGUGAGGGCUAUGUUGGCAAGGAAAAACCUUCCGGCGAACUCUACCAGGAGAGAAAGCUUGCUAUGGGCGUCAGAGAGAAAAGGGAUAUCCGGGCAGAGGAGGAGGAACCGAACGAUGGCCAACUGCACCCUGGCCGUCAGUCUGUUGAGAGGAACCCGGUUGUUGGGCAGCAGCAGACAAAACAAUCGAACCCUACAGAUCUAAACCGGCUCAAAGCGCAGAUGAUGAAAGCAAAGCUACGACGCGCGUCCAAUGCGGCAGAGCUAGAGGCAGAAUAUAAUGCUGCCGCGGCAUCCAUGGCGAGCCGCAAAGAUUCUGAUGUGGUGGUCCUGGGGGUGAUGGAAAAUAGGCUUCUUGCUGGAGGUGAGCGGUCAGAAGUCAAGCCGGUGGAGACUAAGAGGGGGAAGGAAAGGGGUUUAGUGCAGGAGAAUGAAGACAUGAGUAUUGAGGAUAUGGUUCGAGAGGAACGGAGGACUCGUGGCCAAGCUGGAGGGGAAGGACAACGGUUUGCGGAAAGAAUUGCUAAAGAUGCGAAAUUCGAUAAUGACCUCGAAUACAUGGAUGAAAACGCAGCGAAGCUCGCUAAACGCGUGCAAAAAUCAGAAAUCAAUCUCAAAAACACAGCCAUUAGUCAAUUCCAAAAGGUGAACCGCAUCCUCGAUAGCUGCCCACUCUGUUACCGAGAAAACACAGAGACGCCACCCCUCGCCCCUGUAGUAUCGUUAGCCACCAGGGUAUAUCUCACUCUGCCUACGGAACCGGAGCUCAGCGAAGGGAGCGCAUGCAUCGUCCCGAUCCAACAUCACAACAAUCUCCUUGAAUGCGACGACGAUGAAUGGGAGGAAAUACGAAACUUCAUGAAGAGUCUAACGCGAAUGUACCACGACCAAGGUCGCGAUGUAAUCUUCUAUGAAAACGCAGCACAACCGCAGAGACACCGCCACGCAGCCAUGGAAGCUGUUCCUCUGCCCUACAGCCUGGGCGAGAUGUCGCCGGCGUUCUUCAAGGAAGCCAUACUUGCCGCGGACGAGGAGUGGACACAACACAAAAAGCUCAUCGACACUUUAGCGCAGGCACGCAGUGGCCUGGGCAAACUGGCGUUCCGCCGCACGAUAGCGAAAGAGAUGCCGUAUUUUCACGUGUGGUUUGAGCUGGACGGGGGGCUGGGGCAUAUUGUUGAGGAUGCCAAUCGGUGGCCUCGUGGGGAUUUGUUUGCGCGAGAGGUCAUUGGCGGCAUGCUAGAUCUGGAGCCAGAUGUGAUUAAGCGGCAAGGACGGUGGCGGAAAGGGGGUGAUGGGAGGGUUGAUGGGUUUAAGAAGCGGUGGAGGAAGUUCGAUUGGACAAGGGUGCUGACGAAGGGGUGA